AUGACCCGACGUGCAGUUCAACCUCAGUCCGAGGCUCUACCAAAGCGCGUCUUCUCAAUAGGAUUUGGCAUCGCUAUACGGACUGGAGGUGAAGAUGACAAUACAUCCCCGUCUAACGACGCCAAGGAGCGAGUCUUCGCCAUCGUUACCACAGGCCUACUAAUCCCCGGCGACGGACGACCUAUCAAAGACGCGGCCCUAGUAAUUGAAAAUAAGCUCAUCGCAUGGGUCGGCUUGCAAUCAGACCUACCAUCACGAUUUACCGAAGUGCCGCACAAAUUAUACUCGGUGCCAUAUUUAAUGCCUGGCCUCUGGGAUUGCCACGCGCACUUCGGCGGGGAGAGCGAGGAGGAGAAAAACGACUACUUGCCCAUCAUUAGCGAACACCCGGCGGCAGCCGGCGCGCGCCUCGCUAAAGGGUGCUGGGAGGCGUUGCAACGGGGGUAUACCUCGUUGCGCGACUUAGCAGGGUACGGGUGCGAAGUCUCACGCGCUAUUGAAGACGGGACGAUCGUGGGGCCGAACGUUUAUAGCGCGGGCUCAUGUCUCAGCCAGACGGCUGGGCAUGGGGAUGUGUUUGCACUACCGGCAGGGGACGUGCUUUUGAAUCUUGGCGUGUCGAGCGUGUCUGCGGGGCAGUUCGGGGCUGGCACGUCGAUCAUAGCGGACGGUGUAGAUGAGUGCCGAAGAGCUGUGCGUUUGCAGAUCCGGCGUGGAGCGCGGGUUAUCAAGGUGAUGGCAUCGGGGGGUGUGAUGUCACGAGAUGAUGACCCAUUAUGCGCGCAGUUCAGUCAUGAGGAGCUGCGGACUAUUGUCGAAGAGGCGGCGCGACAGAAUCGUGUUGUGGCCGCCCAUGUUCACGGGAAGCCGGGUAUCUUGGCAGCCGUCAAUUCAGGCGUUGCGUCUGUGGAACAUGUGUCGUUUGCGGAUGAAGAAUGCAUCGACCUGAUCAAGGAGAAAGGCGUUGUGUAUGUUGCCACACGUACCAUUGUUGAACUACUGCUGCAGUCAGGUGGAAAGGGUUUAUCACGGCAGCAGUGGGAGAAGGCACAACUAUGUGGAAAAAAUAGUUUCGUCGCCUACAAGUUAGCUGUUAAGGCGGGCGUACCAAUUGCUUUAGGGACUGAUACAGCACCGGGGUUCAAUAUGGCCAUGGAACUGGACUACGCUGUGCAAGCCGGCUUGAGCAAUCUAGAGGCGAUCAAGGCCGCGACAGCCAACGGUCCAUUGACUGUGAAGGGGCAGGCUCCCAAGACGGGCCAGUUAAAAGUUGGAUAUGAGGCCGAUAUCCUUGGCUUAUUGAAAAAUCCGGUCGAUGACGUGAAGGUAUUGCAAGAAAAGGCGACCAUUGGGUGGGUAUGGAAGGGCGGAAAGAUUUAUAAGGGCCCGGGCGUAGGCCCUUGGGGAGAAGAAUCAUAA
This is a messenger RNA of Daldinia childiae, 1419 nucleotides long. RefSeq lists its product as uncharacterized. Bases 1 to 1419 code for a protein of 472 amino acids. NCBI's taxonomy places the organism in Eukaryota, Fungi, Ascomycota, Sordariomycetes, Xylariales, Hypoxylaceae. The transcript has a single exon. The record is from RefSeq and is a predicted model, not a curated record. Gene Ontology annotation, molecular function: hydrolase activity, acting on carbon-nitrogen (but not peptide) bonds.